Messenger RNA from Sitodiplosis mosellana (orange wheat blossom midge), 7787 nucleotides. RefSeq names its product la-related protein 1 (gene larp). Lineage: Eukaryota; Metazoa; Arthropoda; Insecta; Diptera; Cecidomyiidae. Gene Ontology annotation, biological process: mRNA stabilization; positive regulation of translation. The transcript has 16 exons. Gene Ontology annotation, cellular component: cytosol; cytoplasmic stress granule. Gene Ontology annotation, molecular function: RNA cap binding. Bases 1748 to 6694 code for a protein of 1648 amino acids. The record is from RefSeq and is a predicted model, not a curated record.
ACAUCCGGUUGGCCAUAAAUGGUUAGCAAGUACAUUGAGAGCAUUUGACAGAUAGCAAAUGCACACUUACAGUUCACAUAUUUAUCGAUCCAGAUAAGUUGCGUUCAAACGGCCAUCCACAUCAAUGAACUAUUGUCGAUAAUGUGCAAUGAUUUGGGCCAGCAGACUUUCAAUGAAAAAUGACAAAUGAAUUAUCAAUAGUGAUUUGUUGGACCAGAUGAAAGACAACAAUACGAAGAAAAUCAAUGUACGUGUGUUCGUCGAAACCGUCAAUGUGCAGUGUUGCCAACCGUUGACAGCCGAACAAAAACAAACUACCAAGUCACCGGAGAUAGUGCUUCGAAGCAAUGAAACACUAUGGCAAACAUAACAGACAAAAUAAAUUCAAUCAGUCACAUUUUUUCUUUUGAAAUAUUCCUUUGAACAUCAUAACCACGUUGUUGUUGACGACUUUUGAAAUAUGCGUCAAGAAAUUUUGCGAAUAAAAAUGUAUAUAGCAUAAAUUUUGAAAAACAUUUUGAUAAACAAAGUGCAUACAUUGGUGAAAUUGUUAAAUUGGUGAAAAAUCACAGUGGAUUACUGUCGACAGGAGGCACAGCACUGUAAAUAGAAACGAAAAAUUUCGUCGAAGUGUGAAGGAAAAAUAGUUGCUCUGAUCUUCUAUAUUUUUCCCUUUAGCAGCAGUAGCAGUAGCAGCUCACUACUACUUUUUCUUUCACAGUUUGGUUCUAUUAUUUUUUUUUUGUUGGUUAUAACAAGAAUCGUGUAUGUGUUUUUUCCCCAUUGGAUUGCUCAGUUAAAAUCGAGUAAUUCGACGAACUAUUUGGCAAAGACAAUAAAUAUCAAGAAAAAUUUGCAAAUAUAAAAGAAGUUGAAUUUUUUUUUUCUGACGGGGAUAAGAAAAAAACCAAAACCAAAACACAGAAACAGUAACAACAGAACAUUUCAAAGACGGUGAAACACAUUUUUUCGGUGAAAUUUUGUGAACAAAGUGUUGUUGUGUGUGCGCAUUAGUUGUGCGUAAAAGAAUUGCGAUUCGAAAGGAGAUAAAAAUAUUUUGACAAUUUGCACGAACAAUAAAAAUCUACUAUUUUUGUUGUUGUUUUGAAAUGUUACGAAGUCGUAUUUCGGAUGUAUGAAUUUGAGUUAAACUCAUGGACAGCGUGUGUUAGUGCCAGUGAAUGAAUCGAAUUUGACAAUACACCAGGCCAUUAGCUGCUACUAUAUUCUUCGUUUAUUUAUUGUUGUCUUUUUUUGUGUUCGCUUGUCGUCGUUGUCGUCCCUACUGUGAGAAUCAAGGCAGUACUGAACAGGAGACAGACCACAACACAACCAAUUGACACGAACUGAACGGGGACGGAAAAAUCAAUUGUGCCGUGGAUUUGGUUCUGGACUGAGUGUGUUCACAUUUCCAACAAAUCCGAAACCCAACAAACCAUCCUCGUCCACAAAGCACGCCGUCGUCAUCGUCAUCAUCAUCAUCCUAAUCACCAACAUCGUCAUUGUCGUCGUGUGUGCAAAACCUUCGAAAAUAUUACGAUUAUUCGAUUAUUGCGAUAUUAUUCUGCACGGUCAUCCACAUAACAUUCAGUCGUGCUAAAUGAGACGGCAGUAACAUUAAAUUCGCUUUGUGCUCGUGUUUUGUGCAGGAGUCUUAUUUCCUAAGCACUGAUUAGACGAUAAGACGGAACAAAGGACCAAAUUCAGUCUAAAUCGACGAUCGAAGAACACAGUCAAACGACUCAAAAUGUCAGCUACUUCAGCUGCAACGAGUGACGAAACGACAACUAAAAAUGUGUCGUCUACGACAACAUCAACGGCAACAUCAUCAUAUGCGAACAUCGUUCAGAAGGACAAUGCCAACGAUAAAGAGAAAUCAAAUGUGAAAACGACCUUGGCCGGCGAAACGGCCAAGAAAUCGGCUCCAACGAAUUCAGCUGCUGCUACAAAUGUGCCAUCAUCCAACACCAAUAACAAAACGGACAAAACCAAGGAAACAAUCGCACAAGAAUCAAAUGCCGAUAACAAUGCUCCGGGAAAUGCAGAUGAUUCGAAUAAGGAUGUCAGUUUGAUUGAUGCGGAAGAUGAUUCAUCGUUUACUCCUGUUGUUUCACACAGUCGAAAAGAUCGGAACAGUCGUCGGAACAAGGAACGUGGAUCAAAUGCGGCUGCAGCUGGCGCUAACAAUGCUGGCCGUCAGAAUCAGUCAAGCAACAAAUCACAACGACAGCCACGAUCUGAAAAUGGUCGCAGCAAAGACGCCACACACAAACGCUCAAAGGGAAAUAACCAUCGUGAUGACAAAGAGAAGUCAGCGGUUCACUCGGAUUCGACAGCAACAACAGGUGAUAACAGCACUUCCAGCAAGGCAAACUCGUCCAGUACCGACAAUGCAAACACUUCGACUGAGGAUUCGAAUGCAUUGGCGAGUGCUGGCAACACAACCACCACUCCAUCGGAAGGAGCUGUGAAAUUUGUUGAAGCACCAUUGCCAAAGGUGAAUGCAUGGAAGAUAAACAAACCAGCGUCGCCAAAAAUUGUACCAGUGUCUCCAGCUGCUUCAGAAAAGCGUUCUUCUCAACCUAAACCGAACAAAGCACAAGAUGGAAAAGAUGGGAAAGAUGCAAAGGAUGUAAAGGAUGUUGGUAAAGCUGUUAAAACUGGAAAUUCGGAACGUCAAAAUGGGCCGGUUGUGGUGAAGGCGUCAAAAGAUAAAAAGAAAAUUAAUCAAAAGGCUAGUGAUUUUACAAAUGUUGGCGAUUGGCCGUCCCUAGGCAAAGGAAGUCCAUCAGUUUCAAUUGCCGCUGCAACAGCAACAACUACAGGAACAGCAACAACCCCAGCAACUGCAACUGAAGCAACAGCAGCAUCAACAACCACUCCAGCAGAACAAUCGUCGAAUGAUGUAGUUAGUAGUACGAAAAUAAAUGCAGAAUCAAAUGAGACCCGAACACUUCCUGAUAAACCGAAAUUUUCGAAUCGAUCGGCAUCAAAUAAUCAUGUAAAUAAGGUGAACGUCACGCUGCCAUCGUCCCAUUCAAAAGUAGGCAACAAUCGAUCAGCUCAUCAAAACGAGACGCAAUCCAAUGAAAAUACGGCAUCGCAGCCAGCGUUGACGACGAACACACCGGUCAGUGCCGUACAAGAAACGACUACGGCACCGAACGGUGUUAUUCCAAAUGGCCAUGUUUCGAAUCAAGUGAACCAGACAAAUGCCAACAACAAUUUGAACAAUCGCAAAGUUGUGGGAAAAUCGAAAUGGGUUCCAUUACCAAUAGAAUUACCGAAAUCUCGAAAACCACGAGAAACGCGAGAAUCUCGGGAGCCACGCGAACCACGCGAGUCACGGGAACCAAGAGAACGAAACAAUAAUGUUAGCAGCAAUAAAAAUCGACGUGAUACAGACAAUGAUACCGAAUAUUCAAAUAGCAAUGAAGCAAACGAAGCCAAAACGCAUCCGGAAAAACCGAAAUAUCCGAGUCGACGCUAUCGCCAACCAAGUACACGUGGUCCAUCAACAACUGCCCAUCCAACUAGCAAACCAUUGGCCAAUUCGUCCCAUCGACCGAGCACUGUUAGCAAUACGGCAUCAACGCGUUCGAGCAAUGCCACCAUCAGUUCCAAGCGCACCGGUGGGCCGGUCCGCAGUAGUGGUGGUAUACCAAAAUCUCGAGUGAAUCGCAUAUCCGGCCAUCAUCACAGCCAAAAUGGCGAAUAUGCCGUCGAAUUCCCCGUCGAUUACUCGCUAGUCAAAAAACUGGUUGCCGAUAAUACUGCUGCUGCUGCUGCUGCUGCUGCAGCUGCUCCAGCACUGUUUAUGCCUUACAUGGGAACAUACUAUUACAAUGGUGUGCCUUCAUAUGCAAAUAUGGAUCCAUCGAGCUUAAAAGAAGCUAUCAGAAAGCAAAUUGAAUAUUAUUUCAGUGAUGAAAACCUGCAACGUGAUUUCUUCAUUCGCCGAAAAAUGGACGCUGAGGGUUAUUUGCCAAUAACAUUGAUCGCGUCAUUCCAUCGCAUUCAAGCACUUAGCUCGGAAAUUCAAGUUGUAUUGGGUGCUGUUCAGGAGUCCGAUCAACUUGAAGUGUUCAAAAAUUUCAAGGUUCGCACUAAAAACGAUCCAACCAAGUGGCCCAUAAAGCAUACACCGGGAGAAGAAAAUCAAAGUCAUAAUCAUCACCAAUUGGAUUCCACUGCAGCUGCGAAACCAGUCAACGCCGUCGCCAUUACAUCAAAUAACUUGCAACCAGUGUAUGGGAUUCCAGUUGUACCGAUCAUUGCAUCCGCUACGCUUACAUGUGUACCACCCCCGCCGACACCAAGAAAUUUUCGUAUACCUUUGAAUGCUUCGAUACAGUCUGAAACACUGCCAAAUAAUGCGAAUAGCACAAAUGCUGAACAUGCGAUUGACGAUGGAAAUUUGAAUCCAGAUGUUCCUGAAUUCGUUCCUGAUUUUUUAGGAAAAUCAAAUGAAACCAAUUUGCCGAAUCCAAAAAACUCCGAAGCUACUAGACUGCAGAAAAAAGAGGGCAACCGUCAGCAGUCUAGUACGGUUGCUAACUCAAAAAACCCAGCAAAUUCGAAUCCGAACUCGAAUAAAAAUAAAAAUUCAAACCCGAACACCAAUGCAAAUGCAUAUUAUAAAGCGGCUUCAAACGAUAAUGAAUCCGCUGAGAACGAAGAAUCGGAUCUUUGGCGUCAAGUGAAACGUCGUUCGAGAACCAGUUCAAAAGAGCCAUCGGGUGGAUCAACGGCAAAUGUGGCUUCAAAGUUACCGGUUGCGUCACAGGCCCAGCAAAUGCCGAAUCAACCAGCGGCCACCGUACUAGCUACAUCGCCACCAGCACAACAACCGCCAUCGGUUGAAAAAGAAGAUUUGGAAUUUCAGUUCGACGAAGAGUUGGACAUCCCAAUUGGACGUGCCAAUAAUUUCACCGAAAAUUGGUCGGACGACGAAUCCGAUUAUGAGCUAUCAGAUCGGGAUAUUAACAAAAUAUUGAUUGUGACGCAAGUUAGACAUCGUGCACCAAAGCACGAUGGCUACAAUCGCACCGGCGAUUUUGUAUCACGAACCAAAAUUACCCAAGAUUUGGAACAAGUUAUCAAUGAUGGUCUGCACAACUACGAAGAAGAUUUAUGGACACAUGACGCAGCUCCGAGCAGCAGCUAUAAAACGCUCAACAUCAUCACGCAAGAAGAUUUCGAAAAAAUAGCUCCGAAAGUGACAAAGAAAAAUCCUGAUGUACCUCCACCACCUCCGCCAACUUAUGACAAUGACUCAAGCGCGCGACUGAAUACAAGCACUGGCUCUGGUCUCGGUUCGAAGAAGGCACGCUUCUUUGCCGUUAACAAGGAGGAAUUCGUUGAUCCACGUACACCUCGGAAGCGCAAAACACGCCAUUUGUACAAUCCACCCGUUGAAUGCCACGUUGGUUGGGUCAUGGACACCGUCGAGCACAGACCAAGAACAUCGAGCUUUGGCAGUUCGGCUGGCACUUCACCAGCAUCUAGCUAUGGUUCGUCUGUUCCACAGAGCUUGCCAAUGUUCCAACAUCCAUCACAUGCACUGCUUAAGGAGAAUAAUUUCACGCAACAAGCUUAUCACAAGUAUCACAGCCGUUGCUUGAAGGAACGCAAACGCUUGGGCCCCGGACAAUCACAGGAAAUGAAUACUCUCUUUCGAUUUUGGUCGUUUUUUUUACGUGAAAACUUCAACAAAAAUAUGUACAACGAAUUUCGUCAGCUCGCAUUGGAAGAUGCUGCAUCUGGUUUCCGUUAUGGCUUAGAAUGUUUGUUCCGCUUCUACUCGUAUGGUUUGGAAAAGAAAUUCCGACCACAUUUGUAUGAAGAUUUUCAAAAAGAAACCUUGGCCGAUUAUGAAAAAAAUCAAUUGUAUGGUAUUGAAAAGUUCUGGGCAUUCAUGAAAUAUUAUAAAAAUGCAGAGAAGCUAACCGUUGAGCCACGCUUGGCCGAACAUUUAACGAAAUUCAAAACGAUUGAAGAUUUCCGCGUGUUGGAGCCACAAAUCAAUGAACUGCUUGAGGGUGUACGUAAUUUGCAAUCGCCGGACAAACGACGCCAUCGCAGCAUAUCAGAAAGUGAAGGCGUUGCAAAUCCAAUUUCGCAAACAAGUCGUGGUGAUUUUACAGUGGGACGCAAUGAAGCUAAUUUUAACCGAAAAAGAUGUGAUUCGUUCGGAAAUCGUCCAGUUACGGCAACGUCUAGUCAACAAAAUCGCAAAACGGGCCCUGGUGGUCGUGUUCGCAGCGGUUCAACUGGAAAUCGUCCUCAAACAGCCAAUCGUCAAAACCAUAUCCAGCAACAAUCCCAGCCGCAACAGAAUUCACAAUCGAAUCCGCAACAACAGCAAAAACGACAAACGUUCACGAUCCGAGAGCCACCGCAUCAACAACAAUCGCAGCAACAUAAUUUUGCAGCACCCCGCAAAGGUUUGCUUAACAUGAAUAGUCACAUAACGUCAUCGAAUGCCAACACUGAUAAGGAUGCAAAAUUAGUACAAAAUAGGAAAGAUAACAAAGAGAAUUUGGCCGAAAUUCCAAAAGCGAGCAGUGACAAAGAGAGUUGUGCUGGAAAUACGGGCACAAACACUACUGCAGGCAGUAAUUCGGCAACGACAUCUUCCAACAAUUUUGGAAAGGUUACUGCUGGUAAUGGUGCUGUCGCAAAUACGAAAUAAACAUGGCCCCUUCUCCUCUGCCACAUCAAUACACAGUGUGCGUGUUUGCUUAUCCGCUCAGAAUGGAUCAUUAACAAAAGAGACACAAAAAAAAAACAGAUGAAAAUGGAGAAUAAUGUGUUAACAAUCCAAAUUACCAUCAGCGAUUGUUAGCUUGGAUUGUUGAAUAAUGCAGCGCGCAUUCUUGUGCCAAAACAAAUAUCGUUUUCUUAGUUGAAAAACACACAUACAAUAACAAAAUAGCAUUUCCUAUCCUCGAUUUAAGUUGGAUUCUUUUUUUUUUUUUAAUUGUAUGGCUCGAACGAAAUUGAAUCGGUUUUCUUCUUUUCUAGCUGCAUUUGCAAUUUUAGCCUUCAAAUCAAAGCAGUGAAUUGAAACUACCAAAAUCAUAUUCAUGUGGACAAUGAAACAAUGUCAUGUAUCAGUGCCAUUGCUUUGAUAUGUCAAAAGAAGCAAUGCAUUACAUUUACCUAACCAAUGAACUCAAUUAGAAUGAAAUGCUACAAACAUGAACACAUCCAUUGAUCUUUUUUUUUAAGUUGUUAUGCAAGAAAAAAGCGAUUUGCUAUUGAAAAAAAAAAUUAUAAAAAUAGAAAUAUAGACGUGGCGCUGAUUAAAUGCGACACGCUCAAAAAAUGAAGCGAAAAUUAAAAUAUAUAUCAGCCAAUCAAACAAUACUAAAUAUAUUUUACAAUUUAAUUGUGAGGUUAUGCAGAAAACAGAGAAAAAAAAUUGAACAUUUUAGAAAUUAUACACACAAUAUUCUAAAACGAAAGAAAACACAAAAAUCACAAAAAAAGGAUUGUGAGUAAUAAUAUAGAAUGUAUAUGGAUUAGGAAAAAAAAAUUAUGGUAACGCUCUUAUUUUUGUAAGUUUGAAAAAGACCUCGAUAAUCUAAUUUCUAUGACUUGCAGUAGUUCACACGCCGAAUGGCAACCAAACUGUCGAAAUUUAUUCGAAAGGCCCAAACUUUAUUUCACAAAGAAAGAAAAAACAAUAACAAGCGCAUUGAGUGAAGGAUAACACAUUAAUUCAACAAAUGAAACAAGAAAUUUAAUUCAAUAAACAUGAAAUAGUAAAUACGAACCCAUUA